AUGCAAAUGAUCGGAUCGGCGGCCGAUUCCAAAUCGUUCAAUACGGUUUCUGACCGCUCACGUAGGUUAGGUAAACCAAUAAAAAAGACGCGCCGAAAGAUUUUUUCGAGGAAAUCUCCAGGACCUUCUUUGAGAAGUUUCGAAAAGGUCAAGGUGAUUCGAAACUGGAAAAGAGAUUUUUAAAAAAUCUGGCACCUUUUUUCAAAAACUAGUCAAAUAAAAAAGUAAUAAUUCAUGUAUUUUAAGAAAAAAAUCACUAUAGUGUUAAAAAAAAAGUUAUAAAUUUGGGACUUUCACCUGUCUUGGACUGUAGGAAAACAAAGGUUUAAGAAGAAAAAAAGAGUAAGAUAUCAAUUUCCCAAAGUAAAAGAGAAAAAGCCGAAAAUUCGAUGCAGCAGGCCAAGUGGCUACUCUAGGGCCCAUCAGUUCAAACUCAUUGAAGUAGUCGGCUCCUGACCGCAUAGAUAAAUAAAUUCAGCAAAAGCUGAAGGUCAAGUGGUCACUCUAGGGUCCAUCAGUUCAAAUUGAUUAAAGUAGUCGGCUACUGGCCGCAUAGAUGGAUAAGAUUAGCAGAAGCUGAAGGUCAAGUGGUCACUCUAGGGUCCAUCAGUUCAUAUUGAUUAAAGUAGUCGGCUACUGGCCGCAUAGAUGGAUGAGAUUAGCAGAAGCGGAAAACCAAGUGGUCACUCCAGGAUCCAAAAUGAGGAAAAAGCUCAAACUUUAUCUGACCCUUCAGACCCAAAAUGAGCAGGCCAAGUGGUCACUCUAGGACCCAGAGAAUCCUAUCAUUCUCUAAAAUCAGAUAAGCAGUUAAAGUCCAAGUGGUCACUCCAGGAUCCAUAGAAACCCUCGAGGACAAGUGGUCACUUUAGAGUUCGUAAUCUCAGAACCUUACUUAGUAGCUGACAUGAGGAAGAGGCACAAAAACUCUCUGACAAGCAGAGCUGAAGGCCAAGUGGUCCCUCUAGGGCCCAAAAGUCAACAUCUUCUCAGAUUCUUGAGAAACAACUGACAUGAGGAGUACACAUCCGACCCUCUGGAUUCAGAAUGAGCAUAGCUGAAGGUCAAGUGGUCACUCUAGGUUCCAAAAAGUUCAUCACCUCCUCAGAGUCUUGAGAAACAACUGACAUGAGGAGUAAACACAAACUUUCUCUGAUCCUCUGGAUACAGAAUAAGCAUAGCUGAAGACCAAGCGGUCACUCUAGGGUCCAAAUAGUUCAACAAGAUCAGAGUCUCAAGAAACAACGGACAUGAGGAGUGAACACAAACUUUCUCUGAAAAAGCAGAGCUGAAGGCCAAGUGGUCACUCUAGGGCCCAAAAAGGACAACACCUUCUCAGAGUCUUGAGAAACAACUGACAUGAGGAGUACACAUCUGACCCUCUGGGUUCAGAAAAAGCAGAGUUGAAGGCCAAGUGGUCACUCUAGGGUCCGUAAUCUCAGAACCUUAAUAAAGAGCUGACAUGAGGAAGAGGCACAAAAACUAUCUGACAGAGGAAUAAGCAGAGCUGAAGGCCAAGUGGUCACUCUAGGGUCCAAAUAGUUCAACAAGAUCAGAGUCUCAAGAAACAACGGACAGGAGGAGUGAACACAAACUAUCUCUGAAAAAGCAGAGCUGAAGGCCAAGUGGUCACUCUAGGACCCUAAAAGUUCAUCACCUCCUCAGAGUCUUGAGAAACAACUGACAUGAGGAGUACACAUCUGACCCUCUGGGUUCAGAAUAAGCAGAGCUGAAGGUCAAGUGGUCACUCUAGGGCCCAAAAAGUUCGAAACCCCAAUCACGUCAAGGAGAAUGGGCGGUCGCCGCCGACAGAGUGUCAAAUUGCAAAAAACCGCGUGCGGGGCGACAACAACAUGCAAAAAAAGAUUGGAAGAUGGCGUGAACUGGAAACUGUCGGUCCAGCCGUCGCCGUGUAG
This is a messenger RNA of Caenorhabditis auriculariae, 1916 nucleotides long. NCBI's taxonomy places the organism in Eukaryota, Metazoa, Nematoda, Chromadorea, Rhabditida, Rhabditidae. The record is from the annotation of a GenBank genome assembly.